Molecule: messenger RNA, 1005 nt
Organism: Paraglomus brasilianum
Lineage: Eukaryota; Fungi; Glomeromycota; Glomeromycetes; Paraglomerales; Paraglomeraceae
Source: the annotation of a GenBank genome assembly
AUGUUUAGAAAGAAAAAGAGCAAGCGGGAGAGACCCGAAUUUCCUCACGACCUUAACGCUCUAGGCUAUAAGAUCGAUGAAGAGCAACUAUUAAGAACACUAAACGGCGAACCGUAUGUAUACGAACUAAAGGAUAGAGCAUAUAAUGAGGCUCUAUACGACAAAAUAGUCGAACUUGUGAGUGAAUACGUCGAAGAGCAACUGCGAUCAAAUUAUAACAUGGUCAAGAAGAUCCUUCCGAUCGGAACCUCAGAAGAUGCCAUACACACGAAAAUAUACGUCAGGUCGGAUCUGUGCUUUCAUACACUGAGCGCGCAAUCAAUAUGGGGUUUUCUGUCGUCGUUACCAACCCCAACGAAAUAUACUGGUAUAAGAAUAAACCAACGGCAAGCAAACAUCACAAAAGCUAAAACUCCUUAUGAGACGGUUCCAGAAAAUGAUUCGCCGGAGCUCCACGUUGAUUACGUAUUCCAGCAUUUUGUAAUCCCCUCAGCUGCCCAGAAUAUAUUCGUUGUUGCAAACAGUUAUGGAGCCUAUAGUUUUGUAGAGGUCAUACAGAGGCAUUUUGUAGAAUUAAAAGACAGGGUAAAAGCCGUAGACUUUACCGCGAGCACUCACUCGAUCGAUUCGGUCAAAUCAGAUAAAGUCAAGAAUUGGAUUCGAGAGCAUUGUCGAAACUGGGUUGUGUCUGAUAAACAACUCGGUGAAGAAGUGAUCGACCCGCGCUUUGGAUGCGUCAAUUACUCAGGCGGUGACGAUUUAAUAGAAUAUCUCCUCAAAACUUGCGAAUCCCAGACCUUCUCCUACAUCCACCAAAGACUUACGGUCCCUUCACCUUCAUCGGACAGUUACGUCGAACCCGAGGAACUCACAGAAGCGGAGCUGUUACGAGAAGCAGAAGCUAUAUUCCAACAUGGUGGAGUGGAGAUUAGGAGUUGGGCGAAUAUUGAGGAAGACGGUUGGGGUGAAGAACCUACAAUUCAAAACGGAGCAGGAUAUGGCUAA